UGGACCCUUCCAACAUUCUCUCUCUCUCUCUCUCUCUCUCUCUCUCUCUUCCUGUCGGGGUCUCUUUGCAGUCUCUGUGCCGGAAUUCCCGCGACCAUUGUCGUUUCUGCUAUUUCUCCGAUCGAAACCCUAACUUUUGCUUCUCCCUCUUCCAGCCAACGGAAAUGGUCCGAUUCUUCAUCUUCUUCCAUGGUUUCUGAAGGUUGGGCGCAGUCAAAUUCCCGCAGAGAUGUCUCGCCAAACGACGUCCUCGCAUUUCCACAAGUCGAAAACUCUCGACAACAAAUACAUGCUUGGAGAUGAGAUUGGCAAAGGAGCGUAUGGUCGAGUAUAUAAGGGUUUGGAUUUGGAGAAUGGAGACUUUGUUGCAAUUAAACAAGUGUCUUUGGAGAACAUUGCGCAGGAGGAUCUCAACAUCAUCAUGCAAGAGAUUGACUUACUGAAGAAUCUGAACCACAAAAACAUUGUGAAAUAUCUUGGAUCCUUAAAGACAAAGACUCACCUCCAUAUAGUUCUUGAGUACGUGGAAAAUGGUUCACUGGCAAACAUUAUCAAGCCUAACAAAUUUGGACCUUUUCCAGAAUCACUGGUUGCUGUGUACAUUUCACAGGUUUUGGAAGGCUUGGUAUACCUACAUGAGCAGGGCGUAAUCCAUCGGGACAUCAAGGGUGCAAAUAUAUUAACAACUAAAGAGGGUCUCGUGAAACUAGCUGAUUUUGGUGUCGCAACAAAAUUAACGGAGGCUGAUGUCAACACGCACUCAGUUGUUGGGACACCAUAUUGGAUGGCUCCAGAGGUGAUUGAAAUGUCGGGGGUUUGUGCUGCUUCUGACAUUUGGAGUGUUGGUUGCACUGUGAUUGAACUUCUUACUUGUUUGCCGCCUUACUAUGAUCUGCAGCCCAUGCCUGCUUUAUUUCGCAUUGUUCAGGACGAGCAUCCUCCAAUACCUGAUAGCCUAUCUCCUGAUAUAACUGAUUUUCUGAGGCAGUGCUUUAAGAAGGAUGCUAGGCAAAGGCCUGACGCCAAAACACUGCUUUCUCAUCCUUGGAUACAAAAUUGUAGGCCUGCUCUGCAGUCUUCAAUUAGGCAUAGUGGAACACUAAGAAAUAUACAAGAAGAUGUCUCAACAGAUGCAGAGAUCUCAAAUGGAGACCAUCAAAGUUCUGGUGGAAGCCCUUCUGUGGAGAAAGUGGAAAUAGCUGCUUCUGCAAUGAAAGCUGACUCCAAGAAAGAGUUGUCAUCAAGUGAGGUAGUAGACAUGACCAAGUCUGGUCAGCAUCCUGCUUCAGAUUUAGGUCAUGUUGAUGAGAGAACAGAGAACCCGGAAGAUGAUCUGUCAGAUCAAGUUCCCACUUUAGCCAUCCAUGAGAAAUCAUCCCCACAAAAUGGCGCAGGAAGAUUAUCCUCUGAUAAGGAAGGCACUUCCUCUGAUCAAGCUGAGCUUCUUGAGCUCCCACAACCAAGCAAUCAUGAUGAAGUUUUGGUUAAUGGUGGAGUAGGAUCCCCCGCAUCAAGGGUGAAAAAUGGAGGGAAAGGAAUCUCUUCAUCCAUUACAAAUAGACCAUUUGGUUUUGGACAAAGAAAUCAAGAUACAAGUUUUCAAAAGGUGGUCAAGAUGUCAGUCACCAUGGGUGGAAAUGAGCUAAGCAGAUUUAGUGACACUCCAGGAGAUGCUUCUUUGGAUGAUUUGUUUCAUCCCUUGGAUAGAAAUCCAGAGGAUCGGACGACCGAGGCUUCAACAUCUGCAUCGACAUCACAUCUAAACCAAGGGAAUUCACCUGUCAAUGAUUCGGGGAAAAAUGACCUGGCUACAAAAUUGAGAGCUACAAUUGCUCAAAAGCAAAUGGAAAAUGAAAUGGGGCAAGAAAAUGGGGGCGGCGGGAACUUAUUAAGCUUUAUGAUGGGUUAUCUUAAAGAUGACGUAAUUGAUAUUGAUGGCUUGGUUUUUGAUGAGAGGUUGCCUGGAGAAAAUAUAUUCCCCCUGCAGGCUGUUGAGUUUAGCAGGUUAGUUGGGUCUUUGAGACCAGAGGAAUCAGAAGAAGUUAUUGUGUCUGCUUGUCAGAAGCUUAUUGGCAUCUUCCAUCAACGCCCUGAGCAGAAAAUUGUUUUCGUUACCCAGCAUGGUUUGCUGCCUUUAAUGGAACUGCUUGAAGUCCCGAAAACUCGUGUUAUUUGUUCUGUGCUUCAAAUUAUAAAUCAGAUUAUCAGAGAUAAUACGGACUUCCAGGAAAAUGCUUGCCUUGUUGGUCUGAUCCCUGCGGUAAUGAGCUUUGCUGUUCCUGAUCGUCCUAGGGAAAUUCGAAUGGAGGCAGCUUGCUUUCUGCAGCAGCUUUGUCAGUCAAGUGCCUUGACAUUGCAAAUGUUUAUAGCUUGUCGUGGAAUACCUGUUUUGGUAGGAUUUCUAGAGGCUGAUUAUGCAAAGUACAGGGAAAUGGUUCAUCUAGCUAUUGACGGCAUGUGGCAGGUCUUUAAGCUUCAGCGGUCAACCCCUAGAAAUGACUUCUGUCGAAUUGCUGCGAAAAAUGGAAUACUGUUGAGGCUAAUAAAUACUCUUUAUAGCUUGAAUGAGGCAACUCGUCUGGCUUCUAUAUCUGUUGGGGGUGGAUUUCCGCUUGAUGGAUCAGUUCAACGACCACGGUCUGGUCCUUUAGAUUCCAACCAUCCCAUUUUUGCUCAGACCGAGGCACCAUUUUCUCCAACUGACCAAAUUGCUCUUUCCAAAGUUAGGCAUGGAAUGAUUGAUCAUCACGUUUCAGCUGGAGCAUCUGAACCUUCACGUGCUUCAAUUUCGCAGUCCCAAAGGGCAGAUGGCACUCAAUCAGAUUUACGAUAUCUUCACAUGGACAUUGAUAGACCUCAAUCCAGCAAUGCAGCAGCUGAUAUUUCAGUUCCUUCAAAAUUGUCUGAGCAAACAUCUUUAGAAAAGGCAGCAAACGUUGGAACCAAGGAAUCUUCAGUGACUGCUUCUAAAGAGCGAGAAAAUUUAGACAGAUGGAAAAGCGAUCCUUCUCGAGCAGAUGUUGACCUUAGACAGCAACGAGCUACUAAUUCAUCUAAUACAGCAUCUACAGAGCGGCCUCCAAAGUUGAUAGAAGGUGCACUAAAUGGGUUUCCUACAACAGUAGCUACUCAGCAAGAGCAAGUUCGACCUCUUCUUAGCUUAUUGGAGAAGGAGCCUCCUUCAAGACAUUUCUCUGGUCAGCUUGAUUAUGUACGCCACCUCUCGGGUCUGGAGAGGCAUGAAAGUAUAUUACCUCUCUUGCAUGCAUCACAUGAAAAGAAGACAAACGGGGAACUAGAUUUUCUAAUGGCAGAAUUUGCAGAUGUCUCUCAACGUGGAAGAGAAAAUGGAAAUCUUGAUUCUGCUACUAGAAUUUCACAUAAAGCAGCAAAUAAAAAGAUAGGAAUGAUGUCAUCUAAUGAGGGACCUGCAACCACAACAACAUCUGGAAUUGCAUCUCAGACUGCAUCCGGUGUACUAUCUGGUUCUGGUGUUCUAAAUGCGAGGCCAGGGAGUGCAACAUCAUCUGGAUUGCUUUCCCACAUGGUAUCAACAUUAAAUGCUGACGUUGCCAGGGAUUAUCUGGAAAAGGUUGCAGAUCUUCUUCUUGAGUUUGCCCAAGCAGAUACAACGGUAAAGUCAUAUAUGUGCAGUCAAAGCUUGCUCAGUCGUCUCUUUCAGAUGUUCAAUAGAGUUGAGCCCCCGAUUCUUUUAAAGAUAUUAAAGUGUAUCAACCAUUUGUCAACGGAUCCAAACUGCUUAGAGAAUCUUCAGCGUGCGGAUGCAAUCAAGUAUUUGAUUCCGAAUCUUGAACUUAAAGAAGGAUCUCUUGUAUCUCAGAUACAUCAUGAGGUCCUCAAUGCUCUGUUCAAUUUGUGUAAGAUAAACAAAAGGAGACAGGAGCAAGCAGCUGAAAAUGGAAUAAUUCCACAUUUAAUGCAAUUUAUUGAGUCAGAUUCUCCCUUGAAACAAUAUGCUUUGCCUCUAUUAUGCGAUAUGGCUCAUGCAUCACGUAAUUCAAGGGAGCAACUAAGGGCCCAUGGUGGGUUGGAUGUGUAUUUGAGUCUUCUUGAGGAUGAAUUCUGGUCUGUGACUGCAUUGGAUUCAAUUGCUGUUUGCUUAGCUCAUGACAAUGACAACCGGAAAGUGGAACAAGCAUUACUGAAGAAAGAUGCAGUUCAAAAACUGGUGAAGUUUUUCCAAUGCUGUCCAGAACAACAUUUCGUCCACAUAUUGGAGCCAUUCUUGAAAAUUAUCACCAAAUCAUCUCGUAUAAACACAACACUAGCCGUUAACGGUUUGACACCGCUGCUCAUUGCGAGGUUGGACCACCGGGAUGCUAUUGCUCGUUUGAAUCUUCUGAAAUUGAUAAAGGCUGUCUACGAGCACCACCCUCGACCAAAGCAAUUGAUUGUUGAGAAUGAUUUACCCCAAAAGCUCCAGAAUUUGAUAGAGGAACGCAGAGAUGGACACAGCUCUGGAGGCCAGGUGUUGGUGAAGCAAAUGGCAACUUCUCUGCUGAAAGCACUUCACAUCAAUACCGUUUUGUAAAUUUCAGGGUAUAAUGACUCUUGAUUGUAUUUUUGAUUGCUUAGGCAAAAGUUUAAGUUUUGUUUCUAGUUAUAGAAUUUUUAAUGCCUUAUUUUCGUUUUUCAUUUUUGGUUUUUAUUUGCUCCCUUGAUGAGAUAAAAAGGAAAUUGGGGGAGAGCGCCAUCUUUUUCUCGAGUGAGUCGGGUUGAUUGUUUCAGUUCUAUCGAGUUUUUUUUUUUUUUUUUU
This is a messenger RNA of Morus notabilis, 4777 nucleotides long. RefSeq names its product MAP3K epsilon protein kinase 1. Gene Ontology annotation, cellular component: cytoplasm. Bases 230 to 4552 code for a protein of 1440 amino acids. Gene Ontology annotation, biological process: protein phosphorylation. The transcript is spliced from 24 exons. Gene Ontology annotation, molecular function: protein binding; protein serine/threonine kinase activity; ATP binding. NCBI's taxonomy places the organism in Eukaryota, Viridiplantae, Streptophyta, Magnoliopsida, Rosales, Moraceae. The record is from RefSeq and is a predicted model, not a curated record.